AUGGUAUUCAAAGUAUUAGUCACCCGUAUCAUCCCUCCUCAAACACAAGCGCGUCUUUUGAAGCAAGAUUUUGAUUUGAUUCAAUGGGACCAGGAUUCGUCUAUUCCCAGGGAUGUCCUUCUGGAUAAGGUAAAAGGUGUGGAUGCUUUGUUUUGUCUCUUGACAGAGAAAAUCGAUGAUGAGGUGUUGGAUGCUGCAGGUCCACAAUUAAAAGUCAUUGCUACAAUGAGUGUUGGGUAUGAUCAUAUUGAUGUUCCUGCCGUAAAAGCCAGAGGCAUCCAGCUUGGCUAUACGCCUGACGUCUUGACGGAUGCCACUGCUGAUUUGACAGUUUUAUUGGCCCUGGGUGCAUCCCGUCGAAUCAAGGAGAGCAUCCGUGCUGCUGAAGAUGGAUUGUGGGGAAAAUGGGGUCCAACUUGGUUAUGUGGCUCUCAAUUCACAAACAAGACAUGCGGCAUCGUUGGUCUAGGCCGCAUCGGCGAAGCAGUUGGUCAUCGUUUGAAAGCAUUUGGCAUCUCAAAGUUUGUCUACAGUGGUCGCAGUAGAAAACCAGAAGCUGAAGCCAGCUUGCAUGCGGAAUACGUAUCAUUCGAUGCUCUUUUGCGACAAUCGGAUGUGAUUGUGAUUUGCUGUGCCUUGACAGCAGAGACCAAAGACAUGUUCAACUAUGAAGCAUUCUCAAAAAUGAAGGAUACAGCCGUGCUUGUCAACUCUGCUCGUGGCGGCAUCGUACAUCAAGAUGACUUGGUCCGUGCUCUUGACGAAAGUCUAAUCGGUGCUGUUGGUCUAGAUGUGACAACUCCUGAGCCAUUACCUCCCACCCACAGAUUAUACUCUUUUCCCAACUGCUUGAUCCUGCCUCAUGUCGGCAGUGCCACCAUGGAAACCCGAGAGAAUAUGGCCAACAUGACGCUGGAAAACAUCGUAGCUGGUCUCAAUGAUAAGGCACUUCCUUACUCCAUCUAA
Molecule: messenger RNA, 966 nt
Organism: Mucor velutinosus
Lineage: Eukaryota; Fungi; Mucoromycota; Mucoromycetes; Mucorales; Mucoraceae
Exons: 4
Coding region: 1-966 (321 amino acids)
Cellular component (GO): cytosol
Molecular function (GO): glyoxylate reductase (NADPH) activity; NAD binding; hydroxypyruvate reductase (NADH) activity
Source: RefSeq, a predicted model, not a curated record